Molecule: messenger RNA, 469 nt
Organism: Aplysia californica (California sea hare)
Lineage: Eukaryota; Metazoa; Mollusca; Gastropoda; Aplysiida; Aplysiidae
Product: sulfotransferase 6B1
Biological process (GO): sulfation
Cellular component (GO): cytoplasm
Molecular function (GO): sulfotransferase activity
Source: RefSeq, a predicted model, not a curated record
AGGUGAGAUAGGAGACUGGAAGAACACGUUUACUGUAGCCCAAAGCGAGCGGCUUGACAGCAUCAUCGAGUCAAAACUCAAGGGUUGCCAGAUGUUUCGUUUUGUCUACUCCCCGUGACGUAGAAAGCAGCACUUGAUGACUUACAGUGCUUGUGGCUGUAGCUACGGAGGGCUGGGUGACUAUUAUGGCCGCCAUUUCCACUUUUACUGAUACACAUGCAGGCGGCAUCGAAAAGAAGGGAAGAAAAGGAGUUUUUGGUUAGUCUCUUCUUGAUGUUGCAAGUCUACAACCACUCCCACCCCCCUUUCAACCUCAACCGCUCAUUCCCACCCAAGGCAUCAUCAAAAGACACAUUUCCAGAAGAAGUGACGACAAAAAGAACUGUAAUACUUAAUUAUAGGAAUCCAACCAGAUUCCCAGCGGGGUUUUUUCCCCCUCAAAAAUGUUUAAUAAAUGCUGUGCAAUGUA